Contarinia nasturtii (swede midge) is the source of this 1402-nucleotide messenger RNA. RefSeq lists its product as uncharacterized. Gene Ontology annotation, cellular component: plasma membrane. Bases 101 to 1291 code for a protein of 396 amino acids. The transcript is spliced from 6 exons. Gene Ontology annotation, molecular function: olfactory receptor activity; odorant binding. The record is from RefSeq and is a predicted model, not a curated record. Gene Ontology annotation, biological process: detection of chemical stimulus involved in sensory perception of smell; sensory perception of smell. NCBI's taxonomy places the organism in Eukaryota, Metazoa, Arthropoda, Insecta, Diptera, Cecidomyiidae.
AAAAAUUCAUGCAGUUCAGCAUCAGCGUCAGUCAAGAUCACUUGAAGAUAUCAGCACCGUUUGUUCACAGUUGCUUUAGAAUACGUUUCAAAUAAAGAGGAUGAUUGUUCUUGAAAGUGUUAGACGACAUUUAAAAAUUGUCGGUUGUUUGCCAAUUUAUAAAUGGAAUUUGCCAAUUUGGUGUAAUCAAGCUUACAUUGGGCUAAUAUUUCUGUUAUUGAUUCUAUAUUUGGUGUCGACAUUAUGCUUUUUCACGUUUGACACGAAAACAUUCAUUGAUUUAUUGGAAACAACAUUUUGGACCAGCCGCUCCGUUCUUUCGUUGAUUUUGUAUUACGUGUUUAUUCGCAACAGAAAAGAACUCAUUCAAUUCAUCGACGAUUUGGAGGCGAUUGUCAAUGAAAGACGUAAAAAAACUCACGUUUUAUUCGAAAUAUACGACCAAAUCAACAAAACAUCCAAACUGAUGCCAAAGUACAUCGCAAUAUUUCUAUUUAGAAUCGCUCCGAUCGCUUACGUUUUACCGAUCGUAGUCAAUUCCUACUAUAAAUACUACAACUUCAACUAUUCAUCCGAAUCGUUUCAGUUGUUUUAUCCAACGGCAUUGCCGUUUAAUUGGAAGACACCAAUUGGUUACACAUUUGCGGUGGCAUUUCAACUGCUAACAUUUCUUGGUGUACUCGAGCUAUUCUUGGCGUUUAUAGCUAUUUACAUCGGCAUUUGUCAAUAUGCAAUGGCCUUUGCCGAUGAUAUAGAAGAAAAUAUUCAAGAUUUAAACAACGACGUUGAAUAUUGUAAUAGAAAUUGCGCAGCGCCCAAACAAACAGAAAUCCGGAAGAAAUUGCGCGACAUUGUUGCCUUUCAUUCACGUUCAGUACAAUUCGUAUCAAAAUUUUCAACGUUUUACAAAAAGUUUACAUCAAUAUUUUUCAUAAUUACGUCGUUUUAUUUGUGCAUCUUCUUUUUACGUUUACAAACGGAUAUUUAUGCCUGGGAUUUUCUGAAUAUUCUACGAUCAAUUGUGCGUAUAGUCGGUUGGAUUGUUGGAUUUUUCUUCAUAUGCCGCUUUGGUGAUCAAGUAACGAUUCGAUUCCAGAAUAUUGGCAAGUCGUUGGAAAAGCACCAGGAAACUUUGGACUUUAGCGACGAAUGCAGUGCCAUGAUUAAAAUGGCCCAGAAACCAAUACAUCUCUACGGUUGUUUUAAUGUUCGUUGCAUUGAAGCUAAUUUCCGUAUGAUGAUGUACAUGGCGUUCUCUUCAUUCAUUGUUAUGAAGGCAAUUAUUCGCUAGAUUUGAGUAUUACUUCAUUUUUGAAUGUUUUUGAAUUUGAUUUCUUAAAAUGUACAUCACUUUUUUGAGAAUAAUAAAGAGAUGGCAUAAGAAUGUGUUAUUUUAACAGUA